AUGAACGAUGAAGGUGUUGUCUUUUAUGAAAAUAAUCUUAACAUAGUUCAAACAUCGAAAAAAUCAAUAUGGUUCACGAAGGUUCACGUGGUGAUAACUUCUGUGAAAUUAUUUGUUCAACUAACGGCUUCCUUCGUGGUAGCAGGUUACGAUGGAUUGAUACCAAAACAAAAAAGGCUCGUUAAAAAAUUAAAGGAAACAUUUGUUUUUGCCGUUUUUUCAAAAUUUUCAUUUUUUUCACUGACGACGAUACCACAUCAAAGCAUAAAAUUCGAUUUAUUAUAUCAGAGAAUUACAAAACCGAUAAUCAGUUACAAACCGGGCACAAAAUGGUUUCCAAAAAAAAUUUACAAUGGAGAAUCCGUUGGGGAGACAUUAAAUCCAGAAUUAAGCGUUCACAUAGACAUACUUCACGAUCCUUCGCCGAAUCCCAUCGUUGCGGAUGUCAUAUUCAUACACGGCCUUCACGGUUCACUUUACAACACUUGGAAACAAGGGGUUUGGAGUUAUAGGAAACAAGUUCAAAAUCAUCCGCUGAAACACAAGUACAAAUUGAAAAUUAAUUCGGAUCCGAAAAAGGACAAACAUUGUCCGGAUAAAAGGAAUAAAUGUGAAAAAAGGAGGAAAAGUUUUUACAAACAAAAUCACUGCGAUAAUGAAUACGAUCAACUUUUGGAAAACAUAACGGAUUUGUUGAACGGAAUCGACGAUACCCUAAAGGUUGCAGAUCGGGAAAUUGACGAUAAAAUAGAACCUUAUUCGCCAUGUUGGCCCAAAGAUUGGAUACCCAAAGAUUGUCCCGGAGUUCGAGUCAUUGCUGUUAAUUACACAACGGAUCCAUUUUUAUGGAGGCCCGUUUGGGUAGCCAAGAGAAACAGAUCGUGUUUACCGCAAAGAAGUCAAGAAAUGGUAGAUUUACUCAUUAGAGAAGGCGUUGGAAAUAAUCCUAUUGUUUGGGUAGGACAUUCAAAAGGGGGUCUUUACGUGAAGCAAAUGCUAGUUGAUGCAAAGCACAGUGACGACAUUCAACUCAACAGAUUAUUAAAUCAAACCAAAGGUAUAAUGUUUUAUAGCGUGCCUCAUAGGGGAUCCCCACUCGCCAGUUGGAACGUGCCAUUAUUAAGAAAAUCUGUUGAAUUGACCGAAGUUAAAAAAGAUUGUUCAAACGUUUUAGAACUUCAUAAGAAAUUUUUAAAAUUAUUCGAAGAUCAAUGCGUUAAAGCGGAAGUUUUCAGUUUUGUCGAAACCGUAUUAACAUUUAUGUUUGUAACAAACGUGAGAGUCGUUUCCGUGGAUUCAGCAGAUCUUGGUUUUGGAUCUUUUAGAGGAGUUAACAUUGAUCACAGAGAAAUUUGUAAACCUUUGAAUAGGGAUUGUUUCUUGUACAAAGAAUUAAUCAGCCUCAUAAGACGAGUGAUUAAUAAUUUUCCUCCUCGAACUCCUGACGGACUCCUUCAAUGCUAG
This is a messenger RNA of Pediculus humanus corporis (human body louse), 1464 nucleotides long. Its product is annotated as ribonuclease p/mrp subunit, putative. The coding region runs from base 1 to 1464 and encodes 487 amino acids. Lineage: Eukaryota; Metazoa; Arthropoda; Insecta; Psocodea; Pediculidae. The transcript has 8 exons. The record is from RefSeq and is a predicted model, not a curated record.